GCGGUAGAAUAUCUUAAAUAAUAUUCCUCUGGAGUAUAUUCUUCGAAAUGAAGAUGAUCAUCCUUUUUGGAGCCCUUUGGCGUGUGGAUGACGCAAUUUCUGGAAUCGUUCGAGGUGUUCGAUCUCGCGCUGGGUAAGCCGCCGCUCCACUGCCUCCCCUGCAAUGCGAGCGUCGGGGACGCCAUUGCGAUGGCGCGGGAGCUGGGAGUGGCGGAGAUUAGCGUGUGGGACGCCAAUCUCGCCAAUUGCCUGGGCGUGGUCAACAAUCUCGACGUCCUCUGCUUCCUCGCCGCGGAUCACACCCUGCUGUGCGAUCUGGAGGCCGCGCUCGCGCGUCCAAUCGCCGGGCUGGUGCACAGGAGCUGGAUCCAGCGCGUGGAUCUCCACGAAAGACUGUCCAAGGCGCUGGAGCUCGUGAUCAAGGGCGUGCAGUACCUCAUUGUCCCUCUCCCCAAGAGAUCUCGAUCCACUCGCGCGAUGGAGUUCGAGAGGAACAGUAGCAGCGGAUCCUCGCGCUGGCCUCGCAAGGAAGUGUGCUGGAUCAGCCAGGAGGCCGUGAUGCGCUUCCUCAUGAGCUGCAUAGCCGCGUUUUGCCCGCUUCCACUCUUCACCAUCGAGGAGCUCGGGAUCAUCAACCGCAGCUUUGCCUCCAUCCAGCACGAGGACCCUGCGAUCGAGGCGAUCCAGAUCAUCCACCAGGCCUCCCAGGCGAUGAGCGCAGUAGCAAUCGUCGUCCCGGCAACUCCAUCACCAUCUCCUUCAUCGGCGUCUUCCACUACCGAGAACCAGAGGAAGCUCAAGCUGGUGGGCGAUAUCUCGUCGUCCACGCUCCGCCGCCACGACGAGAAUUUCGCCGCCGUCGCCGCGGCUCUCGCCACACUCUCCGCCGCCGACUUCCUCUCGUACGUCCGCGGAAGCAACAAGCGUAGCUCCAAGAUCCUGGGAAAGUUGAUCGAAACUCGUCUCGCUCAAAAGGUGGCGGCGGCGGCGGCGGCGGCGGUGGCGGACGAAGAUCAAGUUGCAGGAAAACCCCCGACGCCGCUGGAUUCCUGCGAGGAGUCCUCGGACUCGGAGCAGGACUCCCAUAGAUCUGGAGGACUGACUUCGAGCUUCCAAAACUCUGGGAGCCGCGGCUGCUUGACGUGCCGGCCGUGGAGCUCGCUGGCGGCGGUCAUGGCGCAAGCACUGUCGCACCAAUGCGGCUACAUCUGGGUGACGGAGUCAGAGAGCGAGAACACGGUGGUGGGGAUUGUGACUUACGUUGAUAUGAUCCGUGUGCUCGUCAAGAAGCUGGAAAAGGUGGGGCGCCUUGGAUCCAGCCAGAAAUUGUUCUCGUCGACGCCAAAGCUGGUCACGCGGCCGGAUCAAAGCAGCCAGCAGCCACCACUCGUUCUGCCCGCCGACCACUUGAAGAGCAAGCAUUCGUGAAAAAGAGGAGCUGUAUACAUUUGUGCGUGUGUAUAUCUUGUUCGUUCGCUAUAAAUUUGACAAAGUUUUCAGUAA
This is a messenger RNA of Selaginella moellendorffii, 1503 nucleotides long. Its product is annotated as CBS domain-containing protein CBSX5. The record is from RefSeq and is a predicted model, not a curated record. NCBI's taxonomy places the organism in Eukaryota, Viridiplantae, Streptophyta, Lycopodiopsida, Selaginellales, Selaginellaceae. The coding region runs from base 88 to 1428 and encodes 446 amino acids. The transcript has 2 exons.